Molecule: messenger RNA, 1425 nt
Organism: Pygoscelis adeliae (Adelie penguin)
Lineage: Eukaryota; Metazoa; Chordata; Aves; Sphenisciformes; Spheniscidae
Gene: FZD1
Product: frizzled class receptor 1
Exons: 2
Coding region: 1-1173 (390 amino acids)
Biological process (GO): canonical Wnt signaling pathway; non-canonical Wnt signaling pathway
Cellular component (GO): plasma membrane
Molecular function (GO): Wnt receptor activity; Wnt-protein binding
Source: RefSeq, a predicted model, not a curated record
AUGCCGGGUGUCAGUUGGUGGGACAAGCCAGGCCCCUCGCUGCCCUCACAGCGUCCUCUUCGCCAGAGUGCGUCUUUGGGGCGUCCUGAACUGCAGGCGCGGCUUGGCCGUCACCCCCUGCAGCUGCGAGCCGGCAUCCCGUGUGCUGCCAAUGGCUACGGGGGACCCCCAACCCCUCCUCUUUUCCACAUCCAUCCAAAUAGUGUCGCCUGCCAGGGUUUCCACCAACUCAACACGUUUGAAGGCACUUUGCAACGACCCAGCAGUUCCCGUGCAACGCCUUCAGUCCUGUUUACUCGGCCCAUCAUCUUCCUCUCAGGCUGCUACACAGCGGUGGCCGUGGCCUACAUCGCAGGCUUCCUCCUGGAGGAGAGGGUGGUCUGCAACGAGCGCUUCGCCGAGGACGGCUCCCGCACCGUAGCGCAGGGCACAAAGCGGGAGGGCUGCACCAUCCUCUUCAUGAUGCUCUACUUCUUCGGCAUGGCCAGCUCCAUCUGGUGGGUCAUCCUCUCCCUCACCUGGUUCCUGGCUGCCGGCAUGAAGUGGGGCCAUGAGGCCAUCGAGGCCAACUCCCAGUACUUCCACCUCGCCGCCUGGGCUGUGCCGGCCAUCAAGACCAUCACCAUCCUGGCCCUGGGGCAGGUGGACGGGGACGUCCUUAGCGGUGUCUGCUUUGUGGGCAUCAAUAAUGUGGACGCCCUGCGGGGCUUCGUGCUGGCCCCCUUGUUUGUCUACCUGUUCAUCGGCACCUCCUUCCUGCUGGCUGGCUUCGUGUCCCUCUUCAGGAUCCGGACCAUCAUGAAGCACGACGGAACCAAGACGGAAAAGCUGGAGAAGCUCAUGGUGAGGAUAGGCAUCUUCAGCGUCCUCUACACAGUGCCGGCCACCAUCGUCAUUGCCUGCUAUUUUUACGAGCAAGCUUUUAGGGAACAGUGGGAGAGGAGCUGGGUCACACAGAGCUGUAAGAGCUAUGCCAUCCCCUGCCCCAACAACCACAGCAGCCACCACCCACCCAUGAGCCCCGAUUUCACCGUCUUCAUGAUCAAGUAUCUCAUGACCUUAAUCGUGGGCAUCACCUCGGGCUUCUGGAUCUGGUCUGGGAAAACCCUGAACUCCUGGAGGAAGUUUUACACCAGGCUCACCAACAGCAAGCAGGGCGAGACCACCGUCUAAGACCCCUGCCCGCCGGGCCAGGGGGACGGCGGGCGGCCAGAGGACCGGGGCUCUGCCUUGGGAAGCAGCUCCUUAUCCAGCCUGGGCAAACUUUGGGGACCGUGAGUCGCUUCCGCAGGCGGCGGGGAGCGGAGGACGAGCCAGGUGGGGACCCCUGUGCCGGGGAUCACCCAGCUCUGCCCUCCCUGCUCCUCUCGAGCUGUCUCCUGUAGGAACUGAACGCACUGUCAGGUUGGGGGAGAGGGAUGUAAA